CCGAUACGGAUAUUAUUAUUUUUAGUGCUAAAAUUGGAAAAAUUGCGGGGAAAUGAAAGUUCUGUUCAUCAAGAUAAUUCGAUAAUUUAUUGUAAAGACGUUCUUACAAAGACUUCAGAGAUAUGGCUUGUGGAAGAACCAGACUCCAGAGCAGCAAGAUCUUCCUAUUGUCUGGUAUAGAUAGUGAAGAAAGGAAAGUUCUGUCUACUUCCAUACAUCAACUUGGAGGACUAUACUUGAAUGUAGAUAGUUACCAGACAAAUGUCACUCAUGUUGUUUGUGGCAAACUGAGUAGGAGUGAAAAAUUUCUGGGUGCUUGUGCCAUGGGCAAAUGGGUAUUGCACCCAGACUUUAUAAGAAGGUCAGCAGAACAAGGACACUGGUUGCAAGAAGAAUUAUUUGAAUGGAGCAACUACAAUGAACCCAGUGUUUCACUCGAUAUGAAGACAGCAGGAAGUAGAUGGCGCUUUAACUUGGAAGUGUUUCAAACACUGGCCUUCAGUGACUGGAAUGUGGCUGUUGUUGUUUCUGAUCCCAAGAAAAGAUAUGUUUACAGAAGAUUGUUGGCUUGUGGAGGAGCCAAAGUGUAUAACCUGAAUUUACCUGUCAAAGAUAUUGCAAAGGUGGCAAAUACACUAACUUACAUAUUUGUAAGUGAGAAAACUGCAGCAAGUCUACUUCAUCUGGUUGAAUAUGGUAUUCUGUGUUUGAGGCCUGAAUAUAUUGGGGAUUACCUUGUUAAGGAUCCAACACCAGACCCUAUGGAAUAUUUAGUACAGCCGAGUUCUGAUGGAGCAGAACUUGAUGUUUCAAUGGAUAUAAACUGCAGCCAACAGACAGACACUCCUUACAGCAGCCAGGAAGUGCCUCAAUAUCUCAGUCCAACAAAUAGUCUGGGCUUUCUACCAUUGAGUCAGCAUGAAACAAACGUCAUUGAUACUAUCACCAAAAGAACUAGACAUAAGUUACAAAUGACCUCGAAAAAGUCCCCAGCAUCUGAUAUUGUUUUUGGGCUGACUCCACAGCAUAGUGCUACUCCAUCUCCACAGGAAACACCAUUGAAGUCUGUCAACACCUGUAGAAGGUUAUUAAAUCAGAACACUGUUGUGUCAGACGUGUCACCAAGUAAUAGCAGCAGAAGUUCUACAUCUACAAGAAAUACCCCAGAGCAGACAGCAGAAACAAUAUUGUAUACAAGGAAUGUUGUUCAGACUAGAUCUAGAAGAAGUUUGAUAUGUUCUGAUCCUUUGGCGGAAGGAGUAUCAGCAGAUGUAUCACAAAGUGCUUCUGUUCGAACUCGGUUACGCAGAAAUACACCAAACACAGAUCAAUCUCUUGAAGGAAUUUCACCCUGCCAGUCGCCUAGUAACUUUAUUAGGACAAGGUCAGGCAGAAAUACACCAAACACGGAACAAUCUUUUGAAGAAAUAUCACCUGGUCAGCCGCCUAAUAACAUUGAUAACUUUAUUAGAACCAGAUCAGGCAGAAAUACACCAAUCACAGAUCAAUCUCUUGACAAAAUAUCACCCGGUCAGCAGACUAAAAACAUGAAUAACUUUAUUAGAACAAGAUCAGGCAGAAAUACACCAAUCACAGAUCAAUCUCUUGAAGGAAUAUCACCCAGUCAUUCAACUAGUAAAUUUAUAAAAACAAGAUCAGGCAGAAAUACACCAAAUACAGAUCAAUCACUUGAAGGAAUAUCACCCAGUCAGUCGCCUAGUAACUUUAUUAAAACAAGGUCGGGCAGAAAUACACCAAAUACUGAUCCAUCACAUGAAGGAAUAUCACCCGGUAGGCCAAAUAGUAAUUUUAUAAUAACAAGAUCAGGCAGAAAUACACCAAACACAGAUCAAUCUGAAAAAAUAUCAGCAGAUCAGUCACCAAGUAAUUUAAAUAGAAGAUCAAUCAGAGAUGCACCAAUCAUAAAUCAGUCUUCUGAAGUAAUAUUGCCCGGUCAACUGCAGAGUGACUUAAUUAGAAGAAGAUCAGGCAGAAAUUCACCAAUCACUAAUCAUUCUUCUGAUGGAAUAUCAAUGGAUCAAUCUCAAUGUGUGAUUAAAUCUGUGUCAGGCAGAUUAACAUCUGAUACAAAGCAAUCUAUAGAAAAUUCUUCCUGCAAUACGAUCAUCUCACCAAGGAGAACAAGAAUGAGUUUGAAUAGAAAAUCAAAUGUGGUUAAACAGUUAUCUGAUUCAAAAGACAGUUGUAACAAAAAUGGGGAUACAGCAGGUUCUAAGCUAGCCAUACAAUCUACCAGUAAUGAAAAAGUUAUUGAAAAAUCCAUAAAUAUUCAUCAAAUUCAUAUAAAACCAUUAGAAUCUCAAUCAACUUCAGGUCAGUCCAGUUCAUCAGGUACAGAGGAAUUCAGUCCUGUUUACUCAGUGGUUAAAUCUAAUGCUGUCCGUGUGGACAGUGUAUUGCCUACACAGAAUGAGGCUGGUUCUAAAGAAAUAUCCACUAAGGUACCAGAUGAUCAACAGAUUAGUGCUAAACAGUUCAAUAGUGAGGACAAUAACAUUAACAUAGAUGGGGGAACAUGUGCAAGUACAACAGAUUUAUGUAAGACAAUAUCGAAGCAAUGUCACUCUACUCAAGUGAAGGUCAAAUCAGAGGAAAGGUUACAGACUAAUCUAGAAAAUGAAGUAAUGUCCAUAGAUAAGGAGAAUUCAUGUAAACCAAUGAAAAAGUAUGUGUAUAUAAAACCUGUGACUCGAAGACAAAAUAUGCAGAUAAUUGAAGCUCAGAAACUUAUAACAAACAAAGACAGUGUUAAAAACACAGUUAUUUUGGACAAAUUUGAAAGUUUUGAAAGUAGAGCUGAGAGUGCAAGUACAAGUUCAGAUGUUGGAAGCAGUACAAAUUCAAUAUUAUUAAAUGUUCCCACUAAGAGGAAAGCAGAAGAUUUAGACUUUGGAAAUGUCAAACGACAAAAGGUAUAUGAUGACAAGUAUCACUGGUGUCCUGUUGUUGGAACUCUUAAUCUGUUUUUAUCAGAAGAAGAUAUGGAAGUUGAAAAGGUAGAAGAGACUCCUUUCCAGUUCUCCACAGGUCUAACUAAUAUUAUACAUACCUGUUUAGAUGAGACGUGUGGAAUGCGUUUCCUGUUUGCUGGUUUGGAGGUGUUUAAGUCAAGUCUGACUGAGAAAAAAUAUCCCAAUUCUGCCACUUUACAUCUUCUAAUGGACCAAAUAUUAAUGGGAGAGAAAACCAUUGAUUUAGUAGGUCAGCGGACAUACUGUGCUCUUAUGAAGGUUCUACAGUUACAUCCACCUACCUCACAAGUUGCUAUCAACAUGUAUAAUGAAUCGUUGGUGAACAGCAAAAAUAAUGAAUACGUGGAAGGGCAAGACUGGACUUUUAUAAAAAAUGUUAUAAGUGAUACAGUCCAUGGUGAUGUUCGUAGAAGUAAUGGUAUACACCUGUUAAGGUACCUGGUAGCUGUUUUAGAGCAGAACUACUCAUUUGUAAUACAGAAGUAUAAAGACAGUCCAGGAAGUGUACAGAAGUUGAGAUCCUCCAUGUUAGGUCAGCUCUUGUGGUCAUCACUAAAUCAGAUAUUCUUUAACAGUAGAUGUAGAGAUCUUUUGGUAUUUGUGGAAGAAGUUAUCACAUCUCAAAUCUCACCAGACGAUAAGUCUGACUUACUGAAGUUGUUAUUGAGUAUAUUUAGUAUGGCAAUGAAUCUGUGUUACCUUGUUGAAAACAACAUGUCACAACAGAAUGUCGGUACAGCUAUAUUUGGUAAAACAGUUUCCAUAUUUCUACAUGAAGUUACAAAAGUUAUAAAUAACAGCUUAGAUGAAUGUUUGUUGAAGGAAGUACUGAUGACUUUACAACCCUCCUGGUUUUGUCUUGGUGUUUGUACUUAUUUAUUGGCAGAGUAUGACGAUUAUCUUCUUGUAGAAGGACUACCCAAAGAUAGAAUAUCACUUAAAGAUAUAGUAUCAAAAUAUUUUUAUUUAUUGCCACAUAUAAAUUCUCAACCUGUAAUCAGAAGUCCACACAAGAAAAGAAUUACUACAUCUCGACCUUCUACACCUCAGUCUCCAUCAAUGUCACAGAGAAUGUCACUACUGUCAACUCCACAAAAAGUAGUUCCAUUAUCACCAGCAUCAUCAACAAGUAAUACACCUGAAAGGAGAACAAAUAGACUCAUGAAGAAUAUAAAUAAAAAGAAUUUCAAAGGAGAAACUCCAUUACAUGCUGCCUGUAUAAAGAAUGAUGUACUCAAGUUGAAACAGCUGUUGAAAAUUCCAGGUGUAGAUGUAAAUGUUCAGGACAAUGCAGGAUGGACACCUAUGCAUGAAGCCUGUAAUCAUGGUAGAGUUCAGUGUGUUGAAGAAUUAUUACAUUUUGUACCAGCUAAAACAGUAGAUCAUUACUUUAGUACAGGUGGUCCCAGGUGUAAGAAGGCUGACUUGCUCAUUGGGAAUGAUGAAGGGAUUACACCAUUACAUGAUGCUGUGCUAAAUAGCAGGAAAGACAUUUGUCAGUUACUGCUACAGCAUGCAGGUGGUGUUCUCUUAAAACAGAAAACUGUGAUUGGAUAUACACCUAUUGAGAUGUCUGAAGAUGAUGAUAUGAGAGAUUUAUUAAUGUCUUACUCAGAUGAUCAUUCUGCCGUUACUAGUUCACAAGAAAGUAGCCAGGGACAAAUACCCGGAAAUCAUCUUUAUGACCAAGUCUUAGGUCAAGGACAAAAGGUCAGAUGUUGUUCUGUUGAAGACUGUGUGAAGUAUGUGUCACUUGUGUCGUUCCUCAUCACUUCCUAUAUAAAUGCUACAAAGACAACAACCAUGUCUUUAUACAAUGACAAGGAAAAUCACACUGGCAGUGCUGUAGAUGAAAAAGAGAAACUGAUUUACUCUGAUGUCAAAAUAUUACGUAAUAUGAAGAAAUAUUUGAUGAAGUUUGAGUACCAUGUUAGAAAGAUAUGUGACACUAACACAACAGACAGACUAGACAUGCAGUUAGCUUUGUUGAUGUGUAUACAAAGUAAUGGCAUGGAUGUCAGCUAAAGUCUUAACAUUAUUUUAUGUUUACCAAUACAGUAUUGAGAGGAGCAAAAACAGUUAUUUUAUUACUGACAUAGUUUAUUUCAAUUUUUUCAAGGAAUGUUAUGUAAUAUUUUAAAGUGUAAACGACAAGCAAAUAUUUCUUAUUAAUGACUGUAUAGGUUCUUGAGUCAUAUAUUGAAUUUGAAAGUUGUAUUGCUGGUUAGUGAAAAGUCAAAGAAAGUUGUUUUGACCUAUUCCAACAGUGUAAAUAAAUCCUUUAUAUUGCAACAGAUAUGCAGUGCUCUUUAUGGGUGGCUUUUGAAAUAUGGCAUAGACUUUUGAUAACCCAGAACACAAAGUUAAGGAUAUAAUGGGUUUGACUUAUUAUUCAGACAUUUGGCUACCACUUUGUUGUCACUGUGUUAGCGCCUUCAUUCUUUUGCCAAAUCAUAUUUGUAUGAAGGUAUCCACUCAUCUAAAAAUCUGGUUGAGUAUGAUAGUCCAUAAAUCUGAAAAAGGAGCAUUUAUUUUUAGAGAAAGGAAAAUGUAAAAAUUUUCAAUAAUAAUUUCUUUAUUUUUACAUUUGUUUGUUAAUUAGUGUUUGAAUACAUAAAUACUCAUUUAUCCAAUAUUUUAAAAGAGUCUGCCAUUGAGAUUUUAUUGAUAAAGUGUAUGAUUUUUUCCAACAAGAAUGUGAUAGGGGUUUGUGUGUGUGUUUGGCAAACAUUUCCUUUUGAAAUGAAGCAGAAGAGACAAAUUGAAAUUCUUCAGGAUAAAAUAAAUAAUGUAAUAAUUUUGUAGGAAAGAAUAAUAGUUAUGUAUAGUGCAUGAAUUAAAUUGAUUUUUAUAUGUUGAUCAAACUACUCAAUCAUUGAUUACCAAGGGCUUAUUAUUAUGAUAUUAUGUAUCUGUGGUUUUAGUUGAUAGAUAUGAUUUCUUAUUAUACCUUGGUAUCAUCUUGUGCCAUUCAUCCUCAUUUGUUUACAAGUUAAGAAAAUAUGUGUUGUUGUUAGCUCACCUGGCCUAAAAGGCCAUGUGAGCUUUUCUCAUCACUUGGCGUCCGUCGUCGUCGUCAUCGUCUGUCGUCGUUAACAAUUUUUCAAACAUCUUCUCCUCUGAAACUGCUGAAUGGAUUUGGAUGAAACUUAAAAGGAUUGUUCCUUAGAGUAUCCUGCACAAAGUGUGCGCUUUGAUUUUUGAUCGGUCAAAAAACAUGGCCGCCGUUACUUAAAAUAGAACAUAGGGGUCAAAUGCAGUUUUUGGCUUAUAUCUCAAAAAUGAAAGCAUUUAGAGCAAAUCUGACAUGGGGUAAAAAUGUUCAUUAGCUCAAGAUCUAUCAGCCCUGAAAUUUUCAGAUGAAUCAAACAAACCAUUGUUGGGUUGCUGCCACUUAAUUGGUAAUUUUAAGGAAAUUUUGCAGUUUUUGGUCAUUAUCUUGAAUAUUAUUACAGAUAAUGAUAAACUGUAAACAGCAAAAAUGAUCAGCAAAGUAAGAUCUACAAAUAAGUUAAUAUGACCAAAAUUGUCAAUUGACCCCUUAAGGGGUUAUUGUCCUUUAAUGACAAUUUUUCACAAUUUGUUCAUCAUAUUUGCUAACUUUAAAAAAUCUUCUCCUCUGAAACUACUGAAUGGAUUUGGAUGAAACUUAGCAUGAUUGUUCCUUAGAUUAUCCUGCACAAAGUGUGUGCUUCGAUUUUUGAUCCGUCAAAAAACAUGGCCCCCGUUACUUAAAAUAGAACAUAGUGGUCAAAUGCAGUUUUUGGCUUAUAUCUCAAAAACCAAAGCAUUUAGAGCAAAUCUGACAAGGGGUAAAAAUGUUCAUUAGGUCAAGAUCUACAAGCCCUGAAAUUUUCAGAUGAAUCAAACAAACCAUUGUUGGGUUGCUGCCACUUAAUUGGUAAUUUCAAGGAAAUUUUGCAGUUUUUGGUCAUUAUCUUGAAUAUUAUUAUAGAUACAGAUAAACUGUAAACAGCAAAAAUGAUCAGCAAAGUAAGAUCUACAAAUAAGUUAUAUGACCAAAAUUGUCAACUGACCCCUUAAGGGGUAAUUUUCCUUUAAUGACAAUUUUUCACUAUUUGUUCAUCAUAUUUGCUAACUUUGAAAAAUCUUCUCCUCUGAAACUACUUAAUGGAUUUGGA
Molecule: messenger RNA, 7135 nt
Organism: Mytilus trossulus (common blue mussel)
Lineage: Eukaryota; Metazoa; Mollusca; Bivalvia; Mytilida; Mytilidae
Product: SMC5-SMC6 complex localization factor protein 1-like
Exons: 21
Coding region: 123-5018 (1631 amino acids)
Biological process (GO): positive regulation of double-strand break repair; protein localization to site of double-strand break; DNA damage response
Cellular component (GO): nucleus; site of double-strand break
Molecular function (GO): protein binding
Source: RefSeq, a predicted model, not a curated record